AUGGCGGCGGGGCCGGGGGAGCCGGAGUGGGGGCGGCCGGGUACCGAGGCUCUGGCCUUCCGGCAGCUGCGGGACCUCGUCGCGACCCAGGAGGCGCUAAUAGAGCGGCUGCGGCUCCGGAUAGCAAUACAGGAGGAGAAUUUUGUACAUAAGGAGGAUUAUGAGGCUGUUUUGAAGAAGUUGGAGAAAGAAGAGGAAGAGCACUCAAAGACCAAAACCCUGCUUGCCAAGGAAGCUGAGAAGCUGCAGUUUGCGCUCGGGGAGAUUGAGGUUUUGUCCAAGCAGCUUGAAAGAGAGAAACAAGUCUUUGAAAAAGCACUUUCCAACGUUAAGAGCAAAGCGCUAAGAGAAUCCACCAAAAAAGACAAGCUAAUAAGCAAAUGCAAUGAAAUCGAGAGCCAUAUUAUGAAACAGGAGGAUCUUCUGAAUGACAAAGAGAAUGAAAUUAAGGAGCUGCAGCAGUUCAUCACCAAGCAGAAGCAAACACUCAAGACUCAAGUGUCAGACUUAAAAAUACAGAAACAACAGGAAAGUUACAUAGCGCAAAUGCUGGAAAAGAAACAGAAGAAGGGUUUAAAGUGACUAUAGUAAACAUUACACUACAAUCCAUGUAUCCCCUCGAUACGCAACCACUGUAAAGAUUGUAGUGCCCACCAUUACUGCAGUGGCCAACAAGGCCAAUAGCAAUAUCCUAUCACUAUCUCAGGAAGGUUGUAGAGGGGUUGCUACAUUAACCCAUGAGUGGGCCCUGGCCUACACAAACAUACUUUUCCUGGCAUGGUGCAGAGGGGAGGCCCCCGUGGCAGGGGAGAGGUCAGGGAGGGGGUUGGAAAGCGAGCCCACCCUGCACUCAUCCUUCGUUGGUGGCUCCUGUCCUGUGGGGCUAGGCCUAACUCCCCAUUCCAGGCAGUGCGACCUGGCACGUGGGGUUUGUGGUGCCACCACUAACUCAAAUUUGGCCCAGCUACCCCUCUGUCAUGACAGGUGAGUGCCCAGGCCAAACCUGAGUGCAGAUUACAGACUCAGGCCACUGCAGGUGUGGUUUAAUGUGGUGGCCUUUCACCUCUGGAGCCUGGUACAAGUGAAAUUAAUUAGAUGGGCUUCCCCUUGUCCUCUAAGCAUUUGUGUGCUUCACAAAGCCACCACCUCAGCUGGGUCUCUGCUCAGAGCAGGCCCUGGGUUGCAAUAGUGGCUGUUCCUUGGUCACUGCUGAUGUGGGCUGAAGGCUUAUAGGGAAAUACUCCCAUUGCCUAGCCAUGUUCUGUCCCUUCCUAGCCAGUACUGUUUGUGUCUCACAGCUUCCCCUGUCUGACCCCCCCGUACCCACCAAGAUAAUGGCAGGGACAAUCUCGCAAAGCUUGGUAAAUACUGUUAGACCCCAGAAGGGUGACGGGAUGCAUGUACAGACCAAAGUGACUUCAAAUAAAUGGUUUUAAACUAAA
Malaclemys terrapin pileata is the source of this 1442-nucleotide messenger RNA. RefSeq names its product spermatogenesis associated 24 (gene SPATA24). Gene Ontology annotation, cellular component: nucleus; cytoplasm. Gene Ontology annotation, molecular function: DNA binding. The transcript is spliced from 6 exons. The coding region runs from base 1 to 582 and encodes 193 amino acids. Lineage: Eukaryota; Metazoa; Chordata; Testudines; Emydidae. The record is from RefSeq and is a predicted model, not a curated record.